AUGGAUCAAGGGAAAGAAGAAAAGAAGUUCAUAGAACAACACAGCCGUAACAAUGAUGGACAAACUGAGAAAUUGAUCCCCCAGCCUACAACAGCUAAUAUGAGGGACGGUGGUUGUGGGCAGUUAAUGAGAGCUAUGGGACUUGAAGAUGACAGAAAUCAAUACAUUUCGAUCCAGGGUGAUGUGCACUUGCUGUGUGCUCAAGUAGGACUCAACUUCAGCACAAAAUAUGUUCAUCAACCUGCAGAAAUUUUAAGUAAAAUUUUCAAACUGGCUCACCGUGAGCACCCUUACCUCAAGCGGUUCCAAAAUGACUGGGCUACAGCCAAGAUAACAAAACAGUACCUGCAAAACAAAAGAAAACAAUCCAACCACAAGAGGAAGGCUCGAGAUGAGGGGAACAGUGGUUGGCACAAGACAUGUUCUUGUUUCGACAUGGGUGGUAGUGAGUCAGAGGAAGAAGGGGAAGACGAAAGCAGCGACCAUGGGAGUGGCGACAAGAACAACGAGGGAGACAAUGUGGGCGAAUCAGGAUAA
This is a messenger RNA of Suillus paluster, 537 nucleotides long. RefSeq lists its product as uncharacterized. Bases 1 to 537 code for a protein of 178 amino acids. The transcript has 3 exons. Lineage: Eukaryota; Fungi; Basidiomycota; Agaricomycetes; Boletales; Suillaceae. The record is from RefSeq and is a predicted model, not a curated record.